AUGCAGAAUAUAACUUUCAACCGGUGCUACCUACCUAUCUAUCUAUCUAUCUAUAAAUCCCAGUUUCUUCAUUAUCUAUCUAUCUAUCUAUCUAUCUAUCUAUCUAUGUAUCUAUCUAUCUCAGUUUGUUCAUUAUCUAUCUAUCUAUCUAUCUAUCUCAUUCAUUAUCUAUCUAUCUAUCGAUCGAUCUAUCUAUCUAUCUAUCUAUACCAGUUUAUUCAUUAUCUAUCUAUCUAUCUAUUUCAGUUUGUUCAUUAUCUAUCUAUCUAUCUAUCUAUCUAUCUAUCUAUCUAUCCCAGUUUGUUCAUUAUCUAUAUAUCUAUCCCAGUUUCUUUAUCUAUCUAUCUAUCUAUCUAUCUAUCUAUCUAUCUAUCUAUCUAUCUCAGUUUGUUCAUUAUCUAUCUAUCUAUCUAUCUAUCUAUCUAUCUAUCUAUCCAAGUUUCUUUAUUAUCUAUCUAUCUAUCAAUCUAUCUAUCGAUCUAUCUCAGUUUGUUCAUUAUCUAUCUAUCUAUCUAUCUCUUCCAGUUUGUUUAUUAUCUAUCUAUCUAUCUAUCUAUCUAUCUAUUUAUCUAUCUAUCUAUCUCAGUUUGUUCAUUAUCUAUCUAUCUAUCUAUCUAUCUAUCUAUUUCAGUUUGUUCAUUAUUUAUCUAUCUAUCUAUCUAUCUAUCUAUGUAUUUCAGUUUGUUCAGUUUGUUCAUUAUCUAUCUAUCUAUCUAUCUAUCUAUCUAUCUAUCUAUCUAUUUGUUCAUUAUCUAUCUAUCUCUCUAUCUAUCUCAGUUUCUUCAUUAUCUAUCUAUCUAUCUAUCUAUCUAUCUAUCUAUCUCUUCCAGUCUGUUCAUUAUCUAUCUGCGUGAUCUAAAGGCUCGCUCUUGUGCUGUCCAGCUAGAAAUGUCUUUCUUUACCGCUAGUCGACUCUUCUUUUUCUUCGAAUCAUCCUCUCACCUCCAAAUACUCACUCGAUUUGCUUUAGUGCAUAUACAUCACCUUCAUCCGAUCCGAAGUUUUUUAAUAUCUAUCUAUCUAUCUAUCUAUCUAUCUAUCUAUCUAUCUGUCUGUCAGUUAAAUACCGUUACAACACUAUCUAUCUAUCUAUCUAUCUAUUCAGUCUAA
This is a messenger RNA of Acanthosepion pharaonis, 1110 nucleotides long. NCBI's taxonomy places the organism in Eukaryota, Metazoa, Mollusca, Cephalopoda, Sepiida, Sepiidae. The record is from the annotation of a GenBank genome assembly.